This is a messenger RNA of Amoebophrya sp. A120, 3174 nucleotides long. The record is from the annotation of a GenBank genome assembly. Lineage: Eukaryota; Dinophyceae; Syndiniales; Amoebophryaceae.
GCGCGCACUGAUGUGAGCGAGAAACCACUUACUUGCGUCCCUCAUGCGGCAAGUCGUGGAAAUUGCGAUUGCAAUAAAAUCGGUCCACCUCUCGUGCAACCACUAUACCAUCGUGCAACGACGUCUAGGCGAUAAUUCAUCUUCAUCCAAGGUGAUCGUGAGAAAGAAGGAUGCGUAGCAGUAGCAGAGUCGGUGUCAACAUCAUAUCACCAUCACGUGCAACAUCGCUGAUUCGUGCCAGCAGACAUAUUUGUAGAAAUACUCGUGAAGCAAGAAGAAGAACGUGCUUGAUAUCGGUCGUGCGUGAAAAUGCUAUCCCUCUUUAUCCAUGCUCGUGUAGAAAUAGCAAUUGGUCAUCAACACCGAAACAUGAAUAAUACCAUCCCAGGGAAGAUAUCAUUAUCUCACCUCAAAACCCAAACUGAAAAAUCGCAAAACUGUUAUUUUCAAAAAACGUGUCAACAACAAGUUUCGUGCCCGUGUGCAUGUGACUUUGAUAUUCUGCACAGCACUUCAUCCCAACACAUUUUCCGAAAUUCAUUGUAACAUCACCAGAGCUGCGGCACUGCUUUGUUCAAAAUCCCGCUUUUUUUUGAAUCCUGCAUUGGCAAGUGUUAAGUAUCCGCAAACAUGGGGAAUGCGUGUGGAUGCGAGCCAGCCCCUGGGGCGAAGGAUGUGAAGGCCACGGGGGAGAUGAAGACGGUGACAAAAGUGUUGGAAGACGGAUCCACUUACAAGGGGGAAACCAAGGAUGGCAUCGUCCGACACGGCAAGGGAACCUACACAUACCCAGACGGCAAGACCAGCUACGAAGGCGACUGGAUCGACGGCAAGGCACAUGGGGUCGGCACCUUUAAGGACGGGGAGUCGGAGUAUUCUCAAAUUUGAAAAUUGUUGUACUUAUGUGCUCUUCGGUAUUACUAGAAUCUACCUGUCAAGAGUAUAUUUUUGGGACGCCUAGUGGUCCAACAUUUACAUUGCUGGCAUUCGUAUUCCGCUCGACCCGCAGGUACGUCGGACAGUGGGAGGACGACUUCAAGCACGGGCAGGGCACGGAGACCUGGGUGAACGACGGCAGCUCCUUCGUGGGGCAGUACAAGUACGGGAAGAAGGAGGGCCACGGCAAGUACACCUGGCACGACGGCAGCUACUACGAGGGCGCGUUUGUGGCCGACAACAUCGAGGGGAACGGCACCUACUACUCCCAUUCCUGCACCUUCACCGGCGCCUUCAAGGACAACGUCAAGCAGUAUUCAUUUUACAUACUUGACCCUUUAGCUUUUCAUUUUUUUUUCACCAAAUGCAUUUGCAUUCCAUUUAGCUACUUCGCAUGGAUAGGAUUUUUUUAUCUUUAUUAAAAAGCAAAAAAAGCAAAAUCCAUCUGGCUUCUAGAGUCUUGUGGGGUCAGAAGCAGGAUCAUGUUGAUGGUGCAAAGCCUUGCAGGGGACGAGAGAUUUCGUAAAAGAACAGCACUUCAGACUAAUCAUAGGACGGUCAAGAUGUUGAUCCUUGUCCGAUGCAACAGUUCCUGUGUAUAAAGCGCCGCAUAGUAAAAAUUUGAAUUUUGUAUUCUAGUAAGUUUGCCACCCUGAAGUAGAUCACGCUAGACCUCACCCUGUAUAGACCGCUGCCUCCGAUGAAGGAGGACUUUAUCAAAACGUACGGAUUCGUAAAUCGAAAAGAAUGAACAAUCCUGAUCAACAAAAACUGCAGUGGCUACGGACGGUACGAGUGGUCGGAUGGCAAAGUGUACGAAGGCUACUUUUUCAAGGAUCGCAAGCACGGCACGGGCACCAUGACCUGGCCAGACGGUUACGCCUACAUUGGACCCUGGGAGGAGGGAGUCCAGCACGGCAAGGGAGUGAUCAAGGAGCCCGAUGGCACCGAGGAAAAGUGCGAGUUCGAGCGCGGCACGCAGAUCGCAUAAAAAGAAGUACUGAUAAAGAAACCCUUCUUCAAGAAUAAAAAUAGGAAAGUCGUGGCAGCACAACUAGUACAACCGACGCUUUGACGUAAACACGAAGACUUUUGAAGAAGUAUAGUCGAUCUGCAAGAACUACGUGAUCAGGCUCAAGGUGAUCAAAACCGUACAGUACAUAAUUUCGAUUUUUUGAAACUCAUUUUCAACAUGUAAAAGCGGCCAUAGUCGAGUUUGUCAAGGCUACAGUAUUAUUAUUCGCCGCCGUGUUUUUGCGUUUUUUUCUCGUAGUUCACGUACACUCUUUAUUUUCAAGCACAGCCUGGCUGAAGGUCGUAAAUGGUCAAAAGAAGAACUACUUUGUGGCCACUCGUCGUCCUUAAAAGGCCCACGCCAAGAAGUGCAAAGCUCGCAUGCCUUUUUAGUUUUUUUCACUUUUGUAUCAUAUUUCAACACCAUUAUUAUAUUUCAACAUUUCAACACACGCUCACAUAUUUUUAACACGUCAACAUGCAUAUAAUCACUGCAAGUAAGUACUUAUGACCUUCCGUGUGAAGGCUCAGGGAGCAGUCCUAUCGAAAUACCUUCUUCGAAGCAGGCGAACUAAAUGGAAAAAUACGGGGGACUAUGUACAACUACAGAACACACACGAGAACAACUUCGUAUUGCGGGAUCAGUUGAAGUAGACUCGACAGAUCAUAAUUUUUUAUGAUGUGUUAGUACGCUGCAUCCUUUUCAUCGCUGCGCUGCGCGAGGUAUCCCCGAGCUGCGGUCUGCGAUGGAAAUAUCUUCGGGGCAGCACGUCCUCUCACGAGGAGCACGCAAUAUGGAUAGAUAGCCUCUAAAAUAACUCACAUAAAUCAGCGUUUUUUGUUCGCAACCAAAUGCCAUUACCUCACCCCCUGUAAUUUCCACCUAGAACAACCUUUAGAAAAUAACCACGCUCAGUUAUUGCGAUUCUGUGUGACACCAAUUUUGUUGGGUAUCAAAAGCAACAUAGUACUACACUCUGAAAUCAACCUAGUACAUCACCUCACUGCACACAAAAAUAUUCCUGUGUCGCCUUUGCGCGAUUAUACAUUUAUUUCUUGGACGUUUGUAAUUGAUUCUCGGACAGAGUCCUCGCCUCUGGGAACGAAAGAUGGGAGGCAUUUUACUGUGUGUUUCUGUAUGCUGUGAAAGAAAGCGUCGUGGUUUGGAGUCAUUCCAGGCGGAGAAAUAAAAGAAAAGGACGCAAAUCGAAAACUUGUCGUCGG